AUGGGAAAUGUAGCAGUGUGGGUGGUAUAACAGGAUUCAAUGUGAGUGGGCAUUUUAGUAGGGUACACUGUGAGUGAGCAAUGUAGCAGGAUAUACUGUGAGUAGGAUUUUUUUACAGGGUACAUUGUGUGAGUGGGUAAUGGAGCAGGAUAUACUGUGUGAGUGGGCUUUGUAGUAGAGUAUACUGUGAGUGGGAGUAUUGCAGGGUAUACUGUGUGAGUGGGCAGUGUAGCAGGGUACAGUGUUAAGUGAGUUGUAUUGCAGGGUACAUUGUGUGCAGCAUUAACCUCUGUGAGAGACUAGAGCAGGGUUCGCUGAUUGAUCACAAACUCAGAAGAAUCCAUAGUGAACAGAGGACGAGUGUGACCGUGGUGAGGAAGAGAAGGAGUACUGACUACUGGAUUAUCCUGGAGAGAGGAGUUGUGCCUUGGGGAGGCAGCACACGAGCUGGAUUACCCUGGAUUAGCAGAAGGAAAGAGAGGGGCAUCAUUUACUACCUUGGCAAGAUUUGCAGAGCCCUGCCAUCCCAAUGAGUAACAGUCCUGGGGUAAUGGUACCCUAAUUCUCCUAUCAUUGGUAUCUGCUUGUGAGCCGAAAGUAUGAGAAAAUUGAGGAGAUUUGUGCACCUGGUGCUGUUUUGUCCACUUUCCAAAGGACUGCAGAGUCGCCUUCCUGGUAUCAAAGUGAAAUAUCUCUUCCUGGUGUGGUUGGGCAUUUUCGUAGGAAGUUGGGUGAUGUACGUCCAUUAUUCGUCCUACUCCGAACUUUGCCGAGGGCAUGUGUGCCGUAUGAUUAUUUGUGACCAGUACAAGAAAGGAAUCAUCUCUGGCUCUGCCUGCAAGGACCUCUGUGACGAUCACACGCUGAUCUUUCAGCAAUGUUUGUCAUCUUCACCGACCCAUCAGGUCUACCGGGGUACAUGGAGAGACCGAGAAGUCAUCAUUAAAUGUGGCGUAGAAGAAAAUGUAAAAGUCGAGAGUAAUCCUGAUGCUGUUGCAAGAAGGGAACUUGUUCUAUUUGAUAAACCGACCAGAGGGACCUCCAUGGAUGAGUUCAAGGAAAUGCUUCUGAGUUUCCUAAAAGCUAAUUUAGGAGACCAGACAUCCCUCACAGUAUUAGUAAGCCGGAUUCUAAUCAUGGCCGACGUGAAUGACGAUGGCAAAGUCUCUCUGGCUGAAGCGAAAUCCAUCUGGGCCCUUCUACAGCUCAAUGAGUUUCUCCUAAUGUUGUCUUUACACGAGAAGGAACACACAGCCCAGCUGCUCGGACAUUGUGGCGAUCUUUAUGUCAUGGAGCAAAUCCCCCAUGAUUCCCUUUACGGAACUCAAAUUCCUGGUUUCCUACAAACCUUCUUGCCGUCGCCCGUUCACAGACUCAUUCACCAAUGGUUUGCUCCUGCGUGGCCACGAAGAGCCAAAAUAGCUAUUGGGCUCUUGGAGUUUGUGGAAGAAAUUUUCCACGGAACCUACGGCAGUUUCUUUAUCUGUGAGACAAAUUUCAAGAACAUUGGGUACAACGAAAAGUACGACUUCAAAGUUGUGGACUUGCGUAAAGUAGCCACGGAGAUGACCAUCAAAGGGUUUCUAAAAGGCCGGCACUGUGAGCAAAACUCAGAUUGCACCUUCGGAAGGGACUGCACGGCAGCAUGUGACAAACUGAUGAAGCAGUGUAAAAAUGACGUUAUACAGCCAAACUUGGCCAAAGCAUGUAGACUGCUGCAGGACUACCUGCUGUAUGGUACCCCGUCUGAUCUGAAGGAGGAGCUGCAAAACCAGCUUCGGACUUGCAUGACGCUUAGUGGCCUGGCCAGUCAAAUGGAAGUCCACCAUUCCCUUGUGUUAAACAAUCUGAAGACUUUGCUUUGGAAAAAGAUAUCAAAUACCAAAUAUUCUUAAAAAGAGAAUGUCAACUGGAAGUCGUGUUUUUGGGCACCAGGGUGGCGAGCAAAGCCUGGAAAGGCUCUGGAACUUGAGGGUAUUUGCAGUAGAACUGUCAUGUAAAGUCAGAACCAUACAGAGCUCUUAAUGAAGUAUCUGUAAGGCGGGCAAAUUGCCCCUUAAAGGAGACGUGCAAACAGGCAGGGAACUAAUGACUUCAAAUAACCACUAAACUCUAAAGUUUACUUUUUUGCAUCUUUUAUAGAAAUUUAAUUAUGUUGUAAAAUGCACUUAGAAUUAUAAAAAUAAUAUAAUGAGGGGAACUUUGCCACUGCACUGUAUGUGGAAAGAAGGUAGAUAAGGCUUAAUUCUACAGAUUCAGCACCAAUAAGAAAAACCCAGUUGAAAUGGGCAGUAAAUGUACUGUAGAAAUGAGGGAUAAAAUUUAACCGUUUUGUGUCCCCACUUCCAUAUAAAGCAUGCUUUGGUCUCCAAGAUUCUUUUAAAUUUGGAGCAAUUGUGAACCAGUUGCAAAAAGCAAGGUAGAGCUGAAAAUCUAAUCAUUGUGAGAAGAUAAUUAAAGGAACACUAUAGUCACCUAAAUUACUUAAGCUAAAUAAAGCAGUUUUAGUGUAUAGAUCAUUCCCCUGCAAUCUCACUGCUCAAUUCACUGUCAUUUAGGAGUUAAAUCACUUUGUUUCUGUUUAUGCAGCCCUAG
Pelobates fuscus (common spadefoot toad) is the source of this 2595-nucleotide messenger RNA. It is a transcript of the gene DIPK1B, whose product is annotated as divergent protein kinase domain 1B. Lineage: Eukaryota; Metazoa; Chordata; Amphibia; Anura; Pelobatidae. The coding region runs from base 600 to 1895 and encodes 431 amino acids. The transcript has 5 exons. The record is from RefSeq and is a predicted model, not a curated record.